Symbiodinium sp. CCMP2592 is the source of this 2373-nucleotide messenger RNA. The record is from the annotation of a GenBank genome assembly. NCBI's taxonomy places the organism in Eukaryota, Dinophyceae, Suessiales, Symbiodiniaceae.
AUGGUCGGUGUCGUUCGAGAAAGAGAGGAAGGCGAGCGAGAUGAUCGAGCCACGUUCACGGACCUGAAGAAGGCCAGAAAGGAAGACUGCUCUUUGAUGAUGCGUGGCUUCAAUAAGGUCGCCUCCCCUACCCAGAAUGCAGAGCGCAUCUUGAAGAUGUUUCGAGACCAGAAAGGGGUCAACAUUGGUACAACUGUUGAUUUGUAUGAGCACGGCCUUCAAACAGCGACUCGGGCUUUCCGAGAUGGAUGCGACGAGGAGACGGUGGUGGUCGCCUUGUUGCAUGACCUUGGGGAAUGUUGGUCGCCUAUCAAUCACGGUGAGAUAGUUGCCAGCUUGUUGCGCCCGUACAUCAGCCCGCAGAAUUAUUGGGUACUUGUUCAUCACGAGCUGUUUCAGGCAUAUUACUACCAGGAUGCUUUCGAACUGAAAGAAAAAAACUCCAGAGACAGGUUCAAGGACAGCCCUCAUUGGAAGGCCUGCGAGACCUUCUGCGAGAAGUACGAUUCGCCUGCCUUCGAUCCCGAAUACGACUCCCUGCCGCUCGAGCAUUUUGAGCCUAUGGUAAUCCGGAUCUUCAACCGGAAGCCAUAUGUGGCCAGCAAUUGCGGCGAGGACAGCGAGGUGAACAAAGCUAAGAUGACCCUGGCGGAGGCUUAUCCCUCUCCAGAAGAGCUGGAGGACCGCCGAGCCACGACCAGCGAGCUGAAGAGCGUUCUUCCUGGGCACUUCCUGGCGCAUCCCACGCGGGCGGGGAGGGCAAAGGCUACGGCUGCGGCGGCCGUCGCGAGCGGCGAAGCCUUUGCGCCGAUGACGCAAAAAGAAGUGUCACUGAUUUCCAGAACGCGGUGUCACGCGCUUUUGCUCGAGAUCUGCCAAGAGGGAACAUUCCGAGGGGCAGCCUCGAAAGCAAACGGCCAAACAUUUUCCAAGUCCUGUCCACCUUGUCCUCGGACAGAAGCAUCAACACCAUCCCCCACUGCAGAGCUUCGAGCUUCGAGCUUUGCCGUCGCCCCCAUGCGGCCAUACUCGAUCGAGGUUCGAUCCUACCAGGAGGAACUGAAGCAAGAAGAGGACUUGCUCAAGGAGCGUGAAAAGGAGAUCCGAGCAAGACGGGAGGCCAGACGCUUGAAAGAGACACGCCAGCGUCUAUCAGGCAGUGGCGAAAGCUUACGGGCCAAGCUGCAGGAGAAGCUGCAGAAGCAGUGCGAGAGAGAGCAGCAACUAGAGCAGGCGCUGCGGGAACUGCAGCCGAUCUCGAGGACCCAAGGAGGGUGCAAGGAGGGCCAGUGGCUUCUUCGGAUUGGAGCUCUGCAAGAUGAGCUGAAGCAGAAGAUCGAGAAAGUCCACGCGUUGAAAGCCAAAGAGGAGCAGCUCGAGGCCGAGCUGCGAGACCGGCUCCAUGCCGACACGGAGCUGCUACCAGCACUGCGCCUGGCGGCAGCUGAGCUUUGUGCAGCGCAAGAUGCCUCCCUUCCUGUCGGGCAGACGCGGCCCAGGUCGUCACUGGACCUCUCCCAGGUGCCCCAGAAAGUGCCACAGCUGCCAGAGAGGCAGUCAAUAUCGCAGAUAUCGUCGCUAGCACAGGCACCGCAGCUUCCAGCGCGUCACCCGGUGCAGGUGCCAACGCUGCCAGAGCGGCAGUCGGUUGCAGAGAUUCCGCCAUUUCCAGAGCGUCCACCGCCGCAGGUGCCGCAGCUGCCGGAGCGGCAGCCAGUGGCUGCGUGGCACGCAGAGGCAUCUUCGCGAGGCUCCAUGUCUCCAGCUGCACAGAUCCAGACGUUUCCGAUGCAGCAGGUGAGGGACCCACCAGAACUGGCUGUCCAAGUGGCCACAUCGGCUAGCUUGAGGAGUGGCCAAUUCGUGGAGGGCCACCCCGAAGUUCAAGCAUUUUCGAUGCCUGUGGAGUCAAUACCUUCUGUGCCGCGGGAUCGAGCCACCAGUGCCUCCAUCUCGCGGGACAGGUCGACUUCGAUUCGAAGACUCGAUGCCUCGCUUCCGGAGCCAGGAUUUCAGAUGGAGGCGCAGGCGCAGGCGCGGCGCAGCGCCAGUCUGGUGGACGCUACGCGAGCAGGGAUCGGAACAAUACCUGCUCCUGCUGCCAGCGUGCUGACGCUGCCGCUGUCCAGUCGGCGGCAUCCGGCGGCACAGACAGUGCCACCAACAGUCCCGGCACAGGUGCUUGGCACUGUCGCGGCUCCGGUGAGGUCUGCCAGCUCCAGCUUGAGGCUUCCGGUCUAUACAGGUGGUGUGGCUCCAGUGGCUCCCAUGGCCAUGCCUAUCCACGGUUUCUCGGGAGGCCAGCCAGGAGCACUACCCGUAGCUCAGAUGCAGACCAUGCCGAUGACGUUUCCAGGCCGGCGGUUCACUUGA